GGACAUACAGUAUUAUAUAGUCCUUCGGGCUAAUAAUAAUAAUAAUAAUGAUGAUGAUGAUAAUAAUAAUGAUGAUAAUAAAUAUUCGCUACAUUUUCAUCAUUUAACUGAUUUUUACGUUAAUCUUAAUUCUGUUAAAAUGUCAAGACGAGCAAUCCGCCGAUUUAUACCUCCUGGUCCGUUGCCGAAUCCACGUCGUGUAAGAAGGGAUCUUACAUAUCUUGCUUACGAUAUAUACGAAGUUCCUAAUAUUCCUGCGGGACAUCCCCAUUUUGGGAGGAAUGGUGCCUGGUGUAGAAGAGAAUUGAGGAGAGAACUUCAAGGUCUUGGUUGGAGAUUGAAUGUCCAAUACUCGAUGAUUUCAAGAUUUAUUAGCGUUGAUAGAGGCUUAUUUCAAGUGCGACAAUUACAAACCAGCCCGAACUUAUAUUGGAUGCCAUAUGGUGUAAGACAAGAAUCAAUGGAACAAUCAACUUUAUCAACAGACAAUUUCGUUGUUGCAAAAUCAUUGCUUAAUGAUAAUCGUGAAGUUAUUAAUUCGGCAAACAGUAAUAUUAAAGUUACAAGAAGGCCAUUAAAAGAUUUAAAUGAAAUUCAAGAAAAUAAAAGUCAAAAUUUGGAAGAAUUAGUUUCGAAAUUAACAGCUGAUAAAGUUUUUAUCAAUUCUGUUAUUAUUUUCAAUAAUAAUCCUAAUAGCCAUAAUUAA
Rhizophagus irregularis DAOM 181602=DAOM 197198 is the source of this 706-nucleotide messenger RNA. RefSeq lists its product as uncharacterized. NCBI's taxonomy places the organism in Eukaryota, Fungi, Glomeromycota, Glomeromycetes, Glomerales, Glomeraceae. The record is from RefSeq and is a predicted model, not a curated record.